Hordeum vulgare subsp. vulgare (domesticated barley) is the source of this 983-nucleotide messenger RNA. RefSeq names its product calcineurin subunit B-like. Gene Ontology annotation, molecular function: calcium ion binding. The coding region runs from base 180 to 707 and encodes 175 amino acids. The record is from RefSeq and is a predicted model, not a curated record. The transcript is spliced from 6 exons. NCBI's taxonomy places the organism in Eukaryota, Viridiplantae, Streptophyta, Magnoliopsida, Poales, Poaceae.
UCUUGACGAGAUCACCGGAAACAAGGUCCAUCCACCGGUGACGCAAAUAAAUAUGCGGCCGAUAUGUACUCCCUCCUCCGCACGUCUCCCUCCCGAACCCCAAAGCAACCAGUCCUCACCCCAACCAGGCCGGCGAGGGCGAGCCGUCGUCGGAGCCGGAGAGCGGAUCGGCCGGGGCGAUGGGGAACGCGUCGUCGAUGCUGACGCAGUACGACAUCGAGGAGGUGCAGGAGCACUGCAGCUACCUAUUCUCGCAGCAGGAGAUCGUGUCGCUGUACGAGCGAUUCUGCCAGCUCGACCGCAGCGCCAAGGGGUUCGUCUCCGAGGACGAGUUCCUCUCCAUCCCCGAGUUCUCCACCAACCCGCUCUCCCAGAGGUUGCUACGCAUGGUUGAUGGAUUGAACUUCAAGGAAUUUGUUUCUUUUCUCUCUACCUUCAGCGCAAGGGCCAGCCUUCAGCAAAAGAUUGAGUUGAUAUUUAAGGUGUAUGACGUUGAUGGCAAGGGGAAAGUAUCCUUCAAGGACCUGGUAGAGGUUUUACGGGAUCUAACUGGCUCAUCCAUGUCAGAGAAACAAAGAGAGCAAGUACUAACAAAGGUGUUGGAAGAAGCCGGGUACACACAGGAUUCCACCCUAGCAAUAGAAGAUUUUGUGACGAUCAUCGACCACCCCGGCCUGAAGAUGGAGGUGGAAGUGCCCAUCGACUAAGUGAACGGCGAAUGUGGAUUUCAGCAGAGAUGAGGAUGCAAGGAGCCCUCUCUGUCUUCUGGAAACAAACAAGUGUCCAUAGCCAAUAGAUUGUGUGACAGAAUAGAAUGGGAGCUCACUGUUUUGAGCUCUUCUGUACCUGUCCGCAUACAUGCCUGAAUCUUACGUUUAGAGUCAUAUAUUUUUUUCUGUUUUGAGGGGAUUGAUUAAUGCAGUGUCAAUGUAGAGUGAUUCUUGUUACAGUUUCCAGACCAUGAAAACGUUCCAAACUUAAAA